CAAUUUAACUGGUAUGUGUGGUCGAUGAAUCUUUUUCCGGCAGCCGGCGUCCAUUUUCCUUCUCGGCUUAUCCGUAGUUGGCGCGUAUCUUGUUUAUAAAAGCUUGGAUAUUAAAUUAAUAUAAAAAGAUUAUUAAAAAAUAAUGGAAGGUGCUCCGAGUGGUGGUAGGGGCGGAUUUAGGGGUCGUGGAGGUCCUGGUGGUCCGAUGAGAGGACGCGGUGGUUUUGGAGAUAGAGGAAGGGGUGGUCCUCCAAGAGGAGGUAGUAUGAUGCGAGGAGGUCAUGGUAGUGGGCCUGGUGGUGGAAUGAGAGGCGGUCCACCUGGUAUCAGAGGCAGAGGAGGUCCUCCAGGUAGAGGUGGACGUGGCCAUUUUCCGGGUGGUCCUCCAGAACCAGGAAUGGCUGGUGGUCCUGGUGGUGGUCCUCCACCUCCAGGUUUAGGUGGUCCUCCAAGAGGAGGAAGCCGAGGAGGAGGAAGUAGCGGUUUCCGUGGCAGGGGUAGAGGAGAUUUUGGUAGAGGAGAUAGUCGUACUUCAAGUAGUAGUUUCCGUGGACGUGGUGGUAUGGACAGAGGAAGUCGUGGUAGUUCAAGAGGUGGAUCAAGUAGAGGUGGUCUAGGUGGAAGAGGAAGUUUUGGAAAUCGUUCUAGUAGGGGUGGCAGGGGUGCACCAACGAAAAGAGGUGGUGGCCCACCAGGUGCAAGUGGUCCUUCGAAGAGACCAAGAUUUGAUCAACCAUCCUCACAACCAUCUAAUGGUUAUGCAACACAAGCUCCAAAUCAAGGGGGAUAUGGUGCUGCUGGAAAUGCCUAUGGUGGUGGCCAACAACAAGCACCGCAACAGCAACCAGUAGGAGGAUAUGGUGGUGGUUAUGGAUCUCAACAGGGUUAUGCGCAAUCAUAUCAAGGAUACGAAAGCUAUCAACAGCCACCUGAUUAUGCACAAGCUGCGGGUUAUCCACCCUCAGCACCACCUGAUAAUAGGUACGGAGGAGCUCCUGCUGUUCCAUCAACUGGAGGUUUUAAUACUGGAGAUCCUUAUAGUUAUGGCAAAGCUCCGCCCUCAGCUGGCUAUCAGCAAGAGGCAGUAGCAGCUGCAGUAGCAGGAGGUGGGGGUCCAGGUUAUGCUCCUGCUAACCCAUAUGAUGACAGAUCUAAUGCUACCACCAUAAUCAACCGGGGUGGUUAUUCAACACAACCUUAUGAUUAUCCAAAUCAGGAUGGAGUAUAUGGAAAACAAGAUUAUGGUGGCAGUGCUGGUUACCAAAACGCCCAGUCUCAGCGACGAUAUUAAAUAUCAUAUACACAGCUAUUUAAUUAUAACCGUCAAAUUCAUUUUGCAAAUUUGAAACUAUGUUUAACACAAGAAUUAGUUGAUUAUUGAUGACUUAGUAAUCGGAAAUAUACUAGCAUGGAAUUUGACUGCAGUAAAGUGGAUAUACUUUAUUAGGUAUAAGAAUCUUAUCUGCGUUAAAAUGAUGGAAAACAUUUUAAAAUAAGUGUUUUUUCUAAUGGAAAUGAUAAAAAUACGCAAGAGUAAAACAAAAAGUUGUUCAAUUAUAUGAUCUAAAAAUUGAAAUGACAAAGCGUUUUAUACUUGACUAGCAGUAUAUAGUAUCUACUAUGUCAUGUUUCACUUAUACAAUUUUAUAGGAUUAAGUUUAGUUGCUGUACAGUCUUCUUCACUCACGUUGCGUAUUGUAAAAUAAAAUCAGUUGAUAAAAUCAUUGUAAUUGUAAGGAGAA
Molecule: messenger RNA, 1742 nt
Organism: Polistes dominula (European paper wasp)
Lineage: Eukaryota; Metazoa; Arthropoda; Insecta; Hymenoptera; Vespidae
Source: RefSeq, a predicted model, not a curated record